This is a messenger RNA of Haliotis rubra (blacklip abalone), 595 nucleotides long. RefSeq names its product C-type lectin lectoxin-Lio2-like. Lineage: Eukaryota; Metazoa; Mollusca; Gastropoda; Lepetellida; Haliotidae. Gene Ontology annotation, molecular function: signaling receptor activity. The coding region runs from base 76 to 543 and encodes 155 amino acids. The transcript has 5 exons. The record is from RefSeq and is a predicted model, not a curated record.
GUCAAGUUACCGAGAUAGUUGAGGAGAGUGACGUGAUUACGUAACCAGUUGCAACGGAUCUUCUUUACAGGAAACAUGUCUCUCUACAUACUCUGUGUUGUUUCUGCCAUAUGUAUGGCAGUUGAUGGACUUUGUCCAUCCGGAUGGACGCUAUUCGGAGAUUCCUGUUAUGACGUGGUCAAGGAUAAGGAGGAAUGGGCAGAGGCCAAUUAUCUGUGUGAAAUACACCAGGGAUACAUGGCUGUGAUCGAAUCUUCAGCCGAGAAUGACUUUGUAAAGGGCUUAAUCAAGACGGAAGGUGUCACUGAGGACGUAUGGAUUGGUGCCGAUGACUUGUGGGAAGAGGGGGUAUUCCGCUGGGCAGCAACAAACCAGGAGCUGAACUUUACUGACUGGAAAGCUGGAGAACCAAACAACAUCCACAACAAUGAAAACUGUGUGGAGAUUGAAUAUUAUCUUCAGGAUCAGUGGAAUGAUGACAUGUGUACGAAAAAGCAAUCUUUCAUAUGUGAAACAAGCCCUUCGAGCCGUAUCGUGGGCUGAGCCGCAACUACAGUUGGAAUAAACUGCUCAUUCAAUAAAGGUUUUGACAUGC